UAAUUAAACAUCAAAAUGGUUUCGCUAAACCCGAUAAGAAUUUUGAAAAAUGAAGCAGAAGAAGAAAAAGCUGAAGUAGCCCGUAUGUCCAGCUUUAUUGGGGCAAUCGCUAUUGGUGAUUUGGUCAAAAGCACCUUGGGCCCCAAAGGAAUGGAUAAAAUCUUGGUUUCUUGUGGCAGAAAUUCGGGCCAGGUUGAAGUCACAAAUGACGGUGCCACUAUCUUAAAGUCCAUUGGUGUUGAUAAUCCUGCUGCCAAAAUUUUAGUAGACAUGGCUAAAGUUCAGGACGAUGAAGUUGGAGAUGGAACUACUUCAGUAACAGUAUUAGCUGCAGAAUUACUCCGCGAAGCUGAAAAACUUAUUGAACAGAAGCUGCACCCUCAAACCAUUAUUGCUGGAUGGCGCAUUGCGGUAGAUGCCGCUAAGCAGGCUCUGGCGGAAGCCAGUUUUGAUCACAACAAAAACUUCAAUGAUGCUGCUCUCCGAGCUGACUUGGAAAACAUUGCUCGCACCACAUUAAGCUCAAAGAUCUUGUCAAACCACAAAGAGCACUUCACUAAGCUGGCAGUCGAUGCAGUUCUGAGGCUCAAGGGGUCUGGCAACCUCAAGGCUAUUCAAAUCAUUAAAAUAUCUGGUGGUUUAUUGGAAGAGUCAUUCUUGGAUGAAGGUUUUCUACUCAAUAAGAAGGUUGGUGUACAUCAACCGAAACGCGUUGAGAAUGCAAAUAUUCUGAUUGCCAACACUCCCAUGGACACAGACAAAAUCAAAGUAUUCGGCUCCACAAUCAAGGUUGACUCUAUGGCUAAAAUCGCUGAGCUUGAAGUUGCUGAGAAAGAGAAAAUGAAAGAAAAAGUAAACAAAAUCUUGGCACACAAAUGUAAUGUAUUUAUUAACAGACAACUGAUCUACAACUACCCCGAGCAGCUUUUUGCCGAUGCUGGUGUAAUGGCUAUUGAACACGCAGACUUUGACGGCAUUGAAAGGCUGGCUCUUGUCACUGGUGGUGAAAUUGUCUCCACAUUCGACUCACCAGACAAAGUCAAGUUGGGCCACUGCAAAGUUAUUGAGCAGGUGCUGAUCGGAGACGAGUGCCUGAUCCGUUUCUCCGGCGUCGAGCUUGGUUCGGCGUGCACCGUGGUCAUCCGCGGCGCCACGCAGCAGGUCAUCGACGAGGCCGAGCGUUCGCUGCACGAUGCAUUGUGCGUGCUCGCCGCCACUGUGAAGGAGCCCAAAGUUGUCUAUGGCGGAGGUGCCAGCGAGAUGUUAAUGGCCGAAGCCGUAUCGAAGGCGGCCGCGCGUACUCCAGGCAAAGAAGCGGCGGCGACCGAAGCUUUCGCCGUGGCGCUACGCCGACUGCCGUCUGCCGUGGCCGACAACGCUGGUUAUGACAGCGCCGAGCUCGUCGCGCGUCUGCGGGCCAGCCACGCGCAGGGCGAGAAUACUAUGGGACUAGACAUGGAGAACGGCCGCGUGGGCGACAUGAAGACACUAGGCAUCACCGAGUCCUACGUAGUGAAGCGCCAGGUUCUGCUCUCAGCGUCCGAAGCCGCUGAGGUCAUCUUACGUGUGGACAACAUCCUCAAGUCGGCGCCGCGUCGUCGCGGACCCGAUCGUCGCCCAUGCUAAGCACCGGAGUUAUCUUAUAUCCAGCUUAUCGUUAUAACGUCUAAUACGAUGAGAGCUUGUCAGAUCGUGUUGAAUAAACAUUAAACUUCAACUGGUUUGAACGUAUACUAUUUUGCUUCACGUAAUCACAACAGGAGUCAAUUUAUUGACUUCCUUUUAACAUUUAAUUAAAUGAAUGCACUUGAUUUGUCAAACUAAACAUUUAUUUGUGAUGAAUGAGAAAUAAUUAUUUUUAUGUCACAAUUACAUUUUAUUUGUGAUUAAUUUUAGUUGGUUUUAGUAUUGCUAGAAGAAUACAAAUGACGAAGAACUGCAAGAUAAUUUUCAUGAAUAGGCUUUAGUUUCUAUCGCUGCAGGUGCCUUUAUGUAUUAACUAUUUAGAUUUAAUAAAAACUUAACACACGAAA
Molecule: messenger RNA, 2033 nt
Organism: Ostrinia furnacalis (Asian corn borer)
Lineage: Eukaryota; Metazoa; Arthropoda; Insecta; Lepidoptera; Crambidae
Gene: CCT2
Product: chaperonin containing TCP1 subunit 2
Exons: 10
Coding region: 16-1626 (536 amino acids)
Biological process (GO): protein folding
Cellular component (GO): cytosol; chaperonin-containing T-complex
Molecular function (GO): ATP-dependent protein folding chaperone; ATP binding; ATP hydrolysis activity
Source: RefSeq, a predicted model, not a curated record